Molecule: messenger RNA, 1044 nt
Organism: Closterium sp. Naga37s-1
Lineage: Eukaryota; Viridiplantae; Streptophyta; Zygnematophyceae; Desmidiales; Closteriaceae
Source: the annotation of a GenBank genome assembly
AUGGCCUAUUUCCCGUCCCCCUCCUUCCCUCUUCCCUCCCCACCCCUUCCCCCCUCCCUCUCCCCUCCUUCCCCCCUCCCCACCCCCCCCCCCCCCCCCCUUCUUCCCCGCUCUUUCCCCCUUCCUUCCCCCUUCCCUCCCCCUUCCUUCCCCCUUCGUUCCCCCCUCCUUCCCCCCUCCUUUCCCCUCCGCCUCCCCUCUUCCGCUUGUCCCUCAUUCCCCCCUGACCCUUUUUUCAGGAACAUGAGAGGGUGGUUUGCUGCUAAACGUUAUGCACCCCUCAUGACUUCAGCUCUCAUGACUCCUGCUCUCAUGACCCCGGCUCUCCCCUCAUUUUCCUGCUCUCCCCUCGUCGUCCCCGCUCUCCUCUCAUCGCCCCCGCUCUCCCCUCUUUUUCCUGCUUUCUCUUCCACUUCCUUCCCCCUUAUCUCCAUCCGCUGGCCCCUUGAUCCCCCAUCUCUCUCCCUCCCCGAUUUUUCCUCCACCUCUUCACUCACCCUCAUCUCUCCUCCCUAUCUCCGCACUCCCCCCCAUUCACCUUCCUACUCUUCUCUCCCCCCCCCAACCCUCCCCCCCCGAGUUGCAAUAUCAGCUGCAGCAGCAUCUCGCGCUUACAAUCUUCUACCCCGCAUUUUCCUCCCCUCCCCUCUCCCCCCCACCCCCCACCCACCCCCCUCCCCCAUUAUUUCCCCUCAUCUCCCUCACCCCACACCUACCUUCCCACAACCUAACCACCCCGCAUCCACCCACGGCCUCCCAUCACCUUUCCCUCACUCACUCCUCAUAUUCCGCCGCCCUCCCCUCACCUUCCCCUCUCACCUCCUCAUCUCUCCCACUCACUCACCCCUCAUCUCAUGCUUGUCAACGCUCCCACCCUCCUCUGCUCCUCUGCUAGUCUUCCUCACUCCGCUCCCUCAGUGCACAUGCAGAGCGCUUGGUGCCGGAUCAGAUGCGUGCCAACGCUCCCAACUUCCUCUGCUCCCCUGCUACUCAUCCACGCCCCACUCUCUCAGUGUGCAUGCAGAGCGCAUGGUGCAGGCAUGA